This is a messenger RNA of Cylindrotheca closterium, 1986 nucleotides long. The record is from the annotation of a GenBank genome assembly. Lineage: Eukaryota; Bacillariophyta; Bacillariophyceae; Bacillariales; Bacillariaceae.
AUGCGGCUGAGGCCUUUGAUUGCAUUGACGCCCAUCGCACUUCAGUUUAGAUCUGUUCGAAGUCUGAGCAUGUCGUAUCGAGGGGGAAGAGGACGAGGCGGUUCGCGCGGUGGUAACAGAGGUGGUGGUGGUGGUAGAGGAGAAUAUUAUAAGAACAAGUACGGACGCGGUGUACGAGGAGGAGGAGGUCGAGGUCAAGCUGAUGAUACUCCAAGAACUGCACCGGGGGGAGGAUUAUAUUCGGAUUUGAUCAACUGCCUAGAACGUCUAGAUGGCAAGAGUUACGGUGCAUAUCACGAUUUGGAUACCCCGCUCGACCGUGGAUGGGUGAACAGCGACUUUGGAUUUUCGUUGUUUGUCGAGAGGGCCCAGUCAGAUCCCUUUGCCGCUCCUACCCGCUGCCGAAUCAUAAUUGACGGUGCAACAGCAGCAUUUCCAGUAAGUCUAUACUCCAACAGGAUCCGCUCUGUGGCUCUUUCCGAUUACCUACUACGAGCGUUGCAUGCCAAUUGCAAGAAACUUGGUGCCGACGAAGCAAUGGGGGGCAAGGGUUGGAGUGGUCCGAAAGGAGGAGAUAUGCAAGUGCUAGAGCCAUGUCAACAUGUUCUGGAACAAUCUGCAGUUAGGGUCGAUGAAAGGGGAAAUGUAGUUGUCCAAAUGAGCGUUAAUCUUCCUGCAAGAGGCAGAAACAUUCUGGGAUUGGCAGCAAAAGAGAUAUUUGCCAAGACGCUGCCUUCGAUGAUCGAAAAGAGUCUACUCCUCAAGUCACUGCAGGCACAAAGACUUCAAAGCCAUGUUGAUUCGAUUGAAGAUCAAGUUUGGCUUCAGAAGGAGCUGGAAUCAAAGAAUUUGAUCGCAUUCCUGAGGAAUGGAGCACUUCUACCUCGGAUUUCCGGUGUCGAUGAUCGGCCGAUGGAUUCACAGAAGGCUGUUCCAUUUGAAUCUCCACAACGACUAGAAGUCUCAUUUCGACUGCCAAAUGCAGGAACUACAGUCACAGGAAUGGGGAUUCCGAAGGGCAUCUCACUGAUUUGUGGUGGUGGCUUCCAUGGGAAAUCCACACUCUUGCAGGCUCUACAAGUUGGAGUGUAUCCAAAAAUUCCUGGCGACGGCCGUGAAUUCUGUGUCACCUCACCAAAUGCCAUGAAGAUUAGGGCCGAGGAUGGGAGGAAUAUUCAGUCCUGCGAUAUUAGCAGCUUUAUCAAUAAUCUUCCAUUCGGAAAGGACACGGCAUGUUUUGACACGGCUGACGCUAGUGGAUCGACGAGUCAGGCUGCGAAUAUUGUAGAGGCGAUUGAAAUUGGAGCGAAUACAUUACUCCUCGACGAGGAUACUUGCGCAACAAACUUUAUGAUCAGGGACUCAAAAAUGAUGCAACUUGUGGCUCCAGAUAAAGAACCCAUCACUCCAUUUGUGUCAAUAGUGCGGUCAUUGUAUGAUGAACACGGCAUUUCCACAGUUCUGGUAGUUGGAGGUGCCGGGGAUUUCUUUGAGCCUGCGGACAACGUUCUAGUUCUAGAUUGUUAUAAAUGCAACGAUAUGACCCAGAGGGCGAAAGAGAUUGUUGUCAACGCACAAGACUCAAGACAAGCUUUACCAGCCAAAAAAGAAUUCCGUGCGGCACGGCAGCGCUCUCUUAUUGGAAAUAAGAUUGCUGCAAAUGGGAAAGUAAAGGUUUUAUCUCAGCAGAGGAUUUCUUACGGCGAAUCGGAGCUGGACAUUUCCUUUUUAGAGCAAGUCGUUGUUAAAUCGCAAUCUGCAGCCAUCUUGAAUGGUCUUCAGUAUCUAUCGACUCAGAACCAUUCAAAUCAAACCCUCAAAGAAUCGCUACUUGCUCUGGAAAAGAAACUUGACAGUGAAGGUCUGAGUUCUUUGACUCCGGCGCAGUUCAAUGGUGGGAUGUCUAGAGUGAGGAUGCUUGAAAUUGGGGCCGCUGUCAAUCGACUAAGACGCCCUAAUACACUUGUGCAAGGGCAAGUCAGAUAA